This is a messenger RNA of Lolium perenne, 1080 nucleotides long. RefSeq lists its product as uncharacterized. Lineage: Eukaryota; Viridiplantae; Streptophyta; Magnoliopsida; Poales; Poaceae. The record is from RefSeq and is a predicted model, not a curated record. Gene Ontology annotation, molecular function: protein binding.
AUGGAGGAGGAGCUGCCCGACGACCUGCUCGCCGACGUCCUCCGCCGCCUCCCCCAGCGCUACCUAGCCGCGUCCCGCUGCGUCCGCAGGGCCUGGCGCCGCAUCAUCGACGAGCGCCGCCUCCUCUCGGACCUUCUCCCGCACUCGCUCGCCGGCAUCUUCAUCCAGCUCGAGUGCCACGGAUGCCCGGAGUUCUUCUCCCGCCGCCCCACUUCCGUGGCCGGUGCUACCGUCAACACGAAGCUGCAGGACUUCUUGCCCCGCACGGAAUAUCCCUUCGGCGAGGUAUCCGACGUCGACCCGUUCGACAACGAGGACUAUUUCGUUCGAGACCACUGCAAUGGUCUUCUCCUGACGUACACGUACGUGAUCAACCCUGCCACGCGGCGCUGGAGUGUUUUGAGCACUCCCCAGCGGCCCCUCGCCGACCUCCCGCGGAUCGUCUGGUAUUACAACGACUAUCUAUCCUUUGAUCCCACGGUGUCCCUCCACUACCAGGUGUUCAGCAUCCCUUGUCUGCUCUUCCUAAGAGCAGCAGAAGAUGCAGAUCCCUUGGUGGAGGAAUCCGAAUGGCCGCCAUCUACAUGGAUACUGAAUGUAUUCUCGUCGAGGUUGGGUCGUUGGGAAGAGAGGUCUUUUGCUCGAGAAGGUGAUAGUGCAGGGUCUGUCGCCGAGGCACGGCCACAUUACGGCUGGCCCAAAUGUGGCGCUGCCUACUGGCGACAAGCGCUUUACGUGCACUGUCAGACUAACUUUCUCGUGAGGAUAGACUUGUCUGAUGAUAAGUACCGUGUGAUUAAACCACCUAUGAACAUGGAUACCAAGACCCAUCUUGGAAGCUCAAAACAUGGUGUGUACUAUGCAUCAUUAAGUAAGGAUGUCUUUCGACUUCCAGAUGUCAAUAAGAAAGCAAUAGUUGGAGAAAAUUCUGAAUGGAACUCUGACAACGAUUUCGAUGACAACGAAGACUUGGUUGGACAACGUCCCCAUGGAUGUGACAUACUCGGGUUUCACCCGCACAAAGAGAUUCUUUUCUUAAGCAGCUUCAAGGAACAUGAAUGGAUUGCAACGGUACACUGA